This is a messenger RNA of Epinephelus fuscoguttatus (brown-marbled grouper), 2303 nucleotides long. It is a transcript of the gene klhdc4, whose product is annotated as kelch domain containing 4. The coding region runs from base 116 to 1873 and encodes 585 amino acids. The record is from RefSeq and is a predicted model, not a curated record. NCBI's taxonomy places the organism in Eukaryota, Metazoa, Chordata, Actinopteri, Perciformes, Serranidae. The transcript is spliced from 13 exons. Gene Ontology annotation, molecular function: protein binding.
UUCCAGAGGAAAGACAUGCGAGUUUGUUUGGAUUUCCAUGUGACACCGACUUCAUUUAAAAUAGCAGAUAAAACCCUGGAAAUUGAACGGUAUCUGUCAGUGAAUCACAGCAGCCAUGGGCAAAAAGGGCAAGAAAGAGAAGAAGGUGAAAGGAGCGGAGAAGACAGCUGCCAAGAUGGAGAAGAAGGUUUCAAAGAGGUCCAAACGAGAGGAGGAGGAUUUGGAGGCUCUGAUUGCUGAGUUUCAGAACCUGGACGCAAAGAAGACCCAAGUUGUAGAGACAACAUGUCCACCUCCAUCACCAAGAUUGAGUGCGUCUCUCUCUGCUCAUCCUGAGAAAGAUGAACUCAUCAUGUUUGGAGGAGAAUUCUUCAAUGGAAGGAAGACAUACCUGUACAACGAUCUGUUUUUCUACAACAUCAAGAAGAACACCUGGGUUAAAUCAGAGAUCCCCAACCCUCCUCCCCCACGCUGCUCUCACCAGGCGGUGGUAGUUCCCCAGGGUGGGGGUCAGCUCUGGGUGUUUGGGGGAGAGUUUGCGUCUCCAAACGGGGAGCAGUUCUACCACUACAAAGACCUUUGGGUGCUGCACCUGGCUACACACACGUGGGAAAACAUCAAAGCGCCUGGUGGUCCAUCAGGACGCAGCGGCCACCGGAUGGUCCUCAGCAAGAGACAGCUCUUGGUGUUUGGAGGUUUCCAUGAGAGCACCAGGGAUUUUAUCUACUACAAUGACAUCUACUCCUUCUCUCUGGACACCUUCUCCUGGUCACGCCUCAAUCCAUCAGGCUCCGCCCCCUGUCCACGCUCUGCCUGUCAGAUGACCUCCACACCCGACGGCAUAGGUGUCAUCAUCUACGGAGGAUACUCUAAAGUGAGAGUCAAGAAGGAUGUAGAGAAGGGGACCAUCCACUCUGACAUGUUCCUUCUCAAGCGAGAGGGUAAAGAUGACCAAGAAAAGUGGUCGUGGUCCAGGUUGAAUCCCUCUGGCAACAAGCCCCCUCCCCGCUCUGGUUUUUCUCUGGCUGUGGGCCCAGCGGGGCGAGCGGUGUUGUUUGGUGGGGUUUGUGAUGAGGAAGAGGAGGAGACGCUGGAGGGCGACUUCUACAAUGAUCUCUACCUGUAUGACACAGUGAAGAACCGCUGGUUCCCUGGCCAGCUCAGGGGAAACAAGUCAGAGAAGAAGAAAAAAAGAAGGGGGAAGAAGGGUGGAGCAGAGGGUGAAGGAGGAGAGAAGAAAGAGGAGGAGGAGGAGGAGGAGGGGGCACCUCAAGGACCAACUGAGGUCAUCAAGGAGAUUGUCACUGAGGAUGGCACAGUGAUGACCAUCAAGGAAGUGAUCCCUGGAGCCCAGGAGGAAGAGGAGGAGGAAGAGGAGGAGGAGGACGAUGCCUCGGCCCCCUUGGUGGAGCCCUGUGCAAGGUCCAGCGCCAUGGCAACAGUGCGUCAGGGCAAGCUCUUCCUAUACGGCGGGAUGUUUGAGGUUGGCGACCGCCAGUUCACCCUGAAUGACUUCUACUGUCUGGACCUCAAUAAGAUGGACCAGUGGGAGGUUUUGGUUGAAAUGGACCCGAAGACACAGGAGUGGCUGGAAGAGUCUGAGUCAGAGGAUGAGGAGGACGAGGAGGAGGGGGAGGCAAAAGGAGCAGAAGGGGAGGAAGAGGAGGAGGAGUCUGAAGAGGAAAGCGAGGAUGAGAAAGAUGAAGACGAGCAUCCUGCAGUGCAGGAGGGAGAGACAGUGACGGAUUACCAGAGCCGUACAGAGCAGUACUGGAUGGGACUGGCACGUGCCAACAUGGGCCCUGAUGCCAAGGACAAAAAGGUUGCCAAGGUUGCCCUCGCCAUGGCCAAAGUCUUCUUUGAAGAUCAAUAGUGGGAAAUGCCAAAACUGUUUGAGUGACUGUGAGUGUGCGGUUUGUUUGUGUGUGUAAAAUAGUUUUUUUUCUAAUUACCUUUUAUAAAACGUGUUAUUUGACUGUACUGCAAAAAAUUCAGUAAUGGAUUUCAUUCAAUUUUAAAACAGAAAAUAAAAGCACUUUAUUUUCUCCCACUUAUCAAAUUGAAUUUGAAUAUGUGGACUGUUUUCCAUUUGUGAAUAUUCCAUUACAUUAGAUGAGGUAUUAUAGUUUGUUGAGUAUAACAAUUUUCAUUUAUUUUGAGCGUGAUAUUGCUGCUGUCUAUUUUGAGACCUGUUUUUGAAGCAAAGUAAAGCAGACAGUAUUUAAAUACAUCUUGGUGCAGGCAACCAUUGAAAUUAAAUCACAUGUGGUUUGGGUUUUGUGAGACUGGAAAGUUGGAGGUUG